AUGUCGAAUGAUCCGGUCGACAUGUUUAAGCGUUACGCGCACGGUCUCGAGAACUGCAAGCAACAAAAGAACCUUUCACAACGCCGGGGUUACGAUUUCGCGAGAAACUUUCACGUGUACGAACAGUUAUUUCGACUCGGGGGGGAAAUAUAUACGAUGAGGGCGGAAUUAAAAACAUGCUCGCUCAGUCCGGAAUAUUAUAUGGAAGAUCGUGUACAACAAAUCAGGACUCUCUAUGAGCAGCUUGACCCGACCGCACCAGGGUCCCACGCCGUCGUAUGGCCAAUCUUCGUAGCCGCUGCUGAGAGCGUGUCAGAAGAUCAUCGACAAUAUUUUACUGCAGCACUAAAGAGAAUAUAUAGCAUAGCAGGUUAUGCGAACAUAUCACGUGGGUUCACGAUUCUUCCUGAGUUGUGGGCUCAACGAAGCAGAAAAAGCUGGACUUCUGCCAUGUUAGAAUAUAAAGCCUUGGCUAUACCGCCUGCAUAUCCACCUGCAUAUCCACCUGCACAUCCUAUGAUUACACCAGCUCCCGACCUAAGUAAUCGAGUACAUGUAAACCGCCGCCUCGAACCUGGAAGUUACAUUCACAGUAUAAUAGACAGCCUUGGGAGCGAUGUAUCAAGCUAUGUAGCAUCAGGCGUGCCACAGUUCUUCCAAGACUUCCCUAGUGGUGAAGCUGUCGCGAGCUCUCUUGGAAUCCAUAACUCGGACCUAGAUGCUAAGCCCACUCAGGUUCUAAAUCUCCCAGCAUAUGCGAACUGGACCGAAGAAGGAUGGAGCGUUCGAGUGCAUGGAAACGUAUACAAGCAACCUGAUAUCUCUCAAAAGAAACUCGAUGAUCUCGCCAAUGUGUUUCUUAUCGAUGUAGAUAUAGAUGAACUGUCUGAACCAGAGCAAAAGCAAGCUCGAAAUUUAACAGCUUCCAUCUAUGUCGUUCAGCAGGGGGAUUUGAAUGUCACUAUCGACUUUGAGAAUGAUGUUGACGUUCGCCCGGAUGCAAGUGGCGGCGUGAUCAAUGCUGAGGGCGGUGCACAAUCCAUCGAUCUCCCGUAUAAAACAACAAGUGAAGGUGACUUUGAUGCUUUCGUCGUCCUUCAGAACAUAACUAGCUCCAAUAAUGGACACUUGAUGGCCGGCAAUGCAACUUCAUCCAUCCAGGCUCUCAACAUGUACGCCAGGGGAACUGACACAGGAAACGCGACGGCCUACCUGGUGCCGCCAACAGGCUUCACGAUAAUAUCUGAUAUUGAUGACAUUCUCCGUGUCACUAAGAUUUAUGACCCAAAAGAAGGUCUUUUAAACUCAUUCGCACGAGAAUUUACUCCCUGGAGGAAUAUGCCGGAGAUCUACGCCAACUGGUCUGCCACCAUCCCGAAUUUCCACUUUCACUACCUCACUACGACACCAGAGCAGGCGACGAGGAACUACAUGGAAUUCAUCUACAAGACGUACCCCCUCGGCUCAUUUGACACGCGGCCGCUGAACUUUUCGGACGUUUCAGCAACACUAUCAAUACGUAAGGCGCUACUGGACAAGAUCUUCCAAACCUUUCCGCAGCGGAAAUUUGUCCUUAUGGCCGACACGUCCAACUCAGACGUCAUGAAGGACUACCCGCAGCUAGUGCACGACUACCCGGGACAGGUACAGUGUAUAUUCCUACGUAACACAACAGCAACGGACAGCUCGGAUCUGUUCCCCUACGACACCUCGGGUUUCGAGGGGAUCGACCAGAGGCAGUAUAUGUUCUUCGUUACCCCCGACGAUUUGAAAAAUGUGGAUAUUGUCGGGGGGAAUUGCCACAACCAGGCUGUCGUCCAGAAUGUGACAUUCGGAUAUCAGUGGCGCGAGCUCGGGAAUGCUGCAUCGUCUUCUCGGUGUUGGAAUUGGACUUGGGGUUGGCUGUCGGUGAUAGCGGCGCUCUUCUUGUUUCUCUGA
Daldinia childiae is the source of this 1938-nucleotide messenger RNA. RefSeq lists its product as uncharacterized. Gene Ontology annotation, molecular function: phosphatidate phosphatase activity. The transcript has 5 exons. Gene Ontology annotation, cellular component: actin cortical patch. The record is from RefSeq and is a predicted model, not a curated record. Lineage: Eukaryota; Fungi; Ascomycota; Sordariomycetes; Xylariales; Hypoxylaceae. The coding region runs from base 1 to 1938 and encodes 645 amino acids.